AUGCAACCAAAUCACUGCGACCUGCUGGGUCAGGUGCGUGAGCCUAGAGCCGCAAGUCAGAUGACGCGCGAUGGCCAUCAGCCGCUUCGGGAUAACGGUCAGCCUCAGCAAUCCGGUGCGGCACCCAUGAGAUCAGAGGAUUCCUGGAUCGACGUGUCCUCGCAACCGUCCUCUUCCUCCUUCUCCUCUGCUGCCACGAAUGAAGACAUAAUUACCACCGGAUUGCAGGUCGAGCGUGGAGAAGCGGGCGCAUAUCAGCGCCGUAAUCGGCGACGCCGUCUACAACAUCUUGCUGCUAUCACCACAGCCCAGGUGGACUAUGCAUCGCGGGAUGCUAGCCAAGCCAGUAGCAGCCAAGAGGAAUAUGAGGAGAGCGAAAGCGAGUCUGACCGCGUUCUCAGCAGCUCAAAUGAAGAUAUAACCCGCCCAGCGCUCCCAGCCGCAUUAUCUGCGCGCUCUGCACCGCUAUCAUCAAGUUCAGACGCUGCCUCCAGCGAUGAUGAAGAUGAUAGUUCUACUGCCCUAGGUAUGGGCAUCAGCCCAGCACCUUUUGUACCUCAACCGAACAUAUUCACACACCCACCGGCCACGUCAGAACCUGGAUGGACUGCACGGCGCCCUCAACCCAGUAUCCCGUCUACAUCUACUCACCGUGCAGCUUCUCGAAGAGAAUCAUACCCUAGCCCACGAUCAUCACGGAGAACUCAAUACCAGCACAGCCCUUACAAUAUGAUCUCCCCUUCCCAUCAUGCUGACCACGAUGCCGCCCUUCGUGCUAGUCUAUCCACACUUCUUUCAUGUGCGGCUGCCGCCAGAGGUCUCCCGAAGAAUGAUAAUCGGCCACCAUCCACCCCAGCUGCUCCCUCUGGUAGCGGACAACCAGCUUCAUUCCGACUUGUAGGCCCAUCGGUUGCCAUGGGAGAGGAGAACAGCGACGAAGAGGACUCAUCCUCGCCGCAGUAUCCAGAGUCAAGUCCGUCUAUAAGAGCACCAACGGUAUCAUCUGACCCUACUGUCACCAAAGCGAAGCGCCGUUCAAAUUCCCCUAAAGACCGCAGUGCUGCCUCGAAGAAGAGUCGUCGCGUGAGCAUGACAGAUUCAACAAUGACUGUUAGCCCCACGAUCAUGACAUGGGUUAUCAGCGCCGGGGUUGUCGUUCUAUUCUCUGCAAUCAGCUUUUCCGCAGGAUACAUGAUCGGUCGUGAGGUUGGGCGAGCUGAGGUCGGAAUGAUGGGAGAUGGUGUUCCUGGUCCUCGCCCCUCAGCAGCGUGUGGCCAGGAAGCGGUCCGCGGCGGACUUCGAAAACUGCGCUGGGGAUCUGCGGCUGCAGGUUCUGCUAGUCUUGCAUCAAUGUAA
Molecule: messenger RNA, 1356 nt
Organism: Penicillium hordei
Lineage: Eukaryota; Fungi; Ascomycota; Eurotiomycetes; Eurotiales; Aspergillaceae
Exons: 2
Coding region: 1-1356 (451 amino acids)
Source: RefSeq, a predicted model, not a curated record